UAAAGGGAGCCUCGGAGCUGAUUCCCGUAAUAACGAAACCCUAACACAAACUCACGCACUCCUCCUUCUUAUAACACGCCGUCGUUUCUUCCUCCGUUCGUUUCGUCCGCCGGCGCCACCGCCGCCUUCUGAAUCGACUGAAGAAUCUCUGAUUGUGGAAAAUGAGGGGAAGAAGUUAUACUCCUUCACCUCCGAGGGGAUAUGGCAGGAGAGGAAGAAGUCCAAGUCCUAGAGGUCGUUAUGGUGGUAGGGCAAGAGAUGCUCCUACGAGCCUCUUGGUUCGUAAUCUGCGCCAUGACUGCAGGCCAGAAGACCUUCGCAGGCCAUUUGGACAAUUUGGCCCUGUAAAGGAUAUCUACUUACCAAGGGAUUAUUACACUGGGUGAGCAUGUGUGGUUGUUGUCUUUGUUCGUUUGUUUUUUUUUAAUUAUCUUUUCAUUCACAAUAGAUCUUUCAAACUCUCUUUUUCCCUUUCCCUACCAUAAACCUAGAUAAGGGAUUUUGUUUUAAAAAAUGUUCUUUUCCAAGUUAUCCCCUUCCCUUUGCUAGUGUUAAAUCUUAUUCCUCGAUUGUGCUGUUUUAUUAAAAUUUUGGGAUCUAGCAGUGAAUUUAAGAGUUUUGAAGACCAAUCAAGUAGUAAGAGUUCAGUUGACCCAUUGAAGUAGUAAAGAGUUCUGUUGACAUCGAUCAAGUAUUAAGAGUUCAAGGUGAUGUAAAUGAUAAUGGAAGAUUGUGGAAGGAUUUGUGUUUGAAUUCAAUGUGAAGAUAUCAAGAUUACAAGUCUUGAAGACUUUCAAGUCACCUUAUAACUUAUUUGUACAAGGUCAGCUGCCAUGUGUUUGCUUAUGAAAUAUCGCGGUCUUCCUUGUUGAGGUUGCUUUAGUAAUUGAGUUUUGACAUAAUUAUGAUUUAAGGUUUUAUCAGUUUCACAUGCCAUUUGUUUGCACCGUUGCAGGAUCACAGAUCACUUAGAACAAUCUUUUCUAUGUAUAUAUAUAUGUAUAUAUAUCUAAUUACCUAUCUCUUAAAGUACCAAUAUAAAUGUUUCUCAGGCAAUUCUUAAAAUUGUUACCUGGUCUUGCCAGCCAGGGAUAGUUGAAAAUUAAAACUAAUAGAAGGUUUACAAACUCAAAACUACGAUGGGAUGGCUUAUCAUGUAGCUUUUUUGACGUAUUCCUUUCCUUUCUUCAGAGAACCACGAGGCUUUGGUUUUGUUCAGUAUGUUGAGCCAGCUGAUGCUGGUGAAGCCAAGUAUCAGAUGGAUGGGCAGAUGUUUCAAGGCAGACAAUUGACAGUUGUGUUUGCUGAGGAAAAUAGGAAGAAGCCUGUGGAGAUGCGAGCUAGAGAGCGGGGUACCAGAAGUCGUCACUAUGAUCGUAGACGCUCCCCACCUCGCUAUUCACGCUCACCCCAAUAUUCUCGAUCUCCACCCCAUCGAUAUGGAAAAUCUCGAUCUCGCAGCCGUGACUACUACUCCCCACCUCCCAAGAGAAGGUACUCAAGAUCUGUCUCCCCUCAAGAGAGAAGGUAUAGCCGUGAGAGGACAUACUCGCGAUCCCCAGUACGGGAACGUUCCCCACCAUUUGAGGGCUCAAGGAGCCGAAGCAGGAGUCCCGGACGAGAGAUAUCUCCUCCUUAUAAUGGCCCCAGAAGUCGUAGCCGGAGUCCCAAGAAUAACCAAUCUCCACCGAGGGCCCAAAGUAGGAGCCCAAGCCGAAGCAGAAGCCGAAGCCCUGGUCGUGGAGAUUACCGGGGGAACCCAGAAAGGGACGGGUCCCCUUAUCACUGAUUGAUGUAUGCCUCCCUGGAUGGGCCAAUAUGACUUUGCGGAAUUUCAUUAUGUUUUGUAGUUGGUUUGUUUUUUGCUUAUCAGUUACUAGAAUUCAAGGCUGUUCUUUUUUUUCUUUUUUUGUUGGCCUGUGGGAAUUGAAUUGAAGUGCUAUAGUAGUGGCUAACUGGAUUUUCUGUAUUUUCUAUAAUGCAACUCCUCAUGUUUGUGGUCUUACAGUUAGAACCUGUUGCCUGUCGGUGACUUUUUUCUGUGACGACUUGUGUGUAGUAGGUGUCAUUUUAAUUUGCUGUUCGAAGAAUUUAUCCAAAGGAUAUGCAAUAAACAAUCUGGAUUAGCCAAAUUGGGUUGGGGAGUUGUAUGAAUUCUUCAGAGUUGUUUUGACG
This is a messenger RNA of Oldenlandia corymbosa var. corymbosa, 2175 nucleotides long. NCBI's taxonomy places the organism in Eukaryota, Viridiplantae, Streptophyta, Magnoliopsida, Gentianales, Rubiaceae. The record is from the annotation of a GenBank genome assembly.